AUGGAAGUUCCAAGAAAGGACGGAGUGCGGAGAUCUGAUCUUCUUGGAAGUACUACUGAUGUGGUCGUUGUAGGUGCUGGUGUCGCUGGUUCAGCACUAGCUUACGCUCUUGGCAAGGAUGGAUGGAAUGUACAUGUUAUUGAAAGAGACUUGACUGAGCCUAACAGAAUUGCUGGCGAGAUCCUGCAGCCUGGGGGCUACCAUAAAUUGAUCGAGUUAGGACUUGAAGAUUGUGUAGAGGGGAUUGAUGCUCAGAGAGUGUUCAGUUUGGCUGCAAUUUACAAAGAUGGGAAGAAAGCUACAGUUCCAUAUCGCUCAGAUGUGAGUGCUAGAGGCUUUCACAAUGGCCGCUUCAUUCAGAAACUGCGCGGAAAAGCUGCAUCUCUUCGCAAUGUUGAACUUGAACAAGGAACGGUAACAUCUCUAAUAGAGGAAAAGGGGAUUAUCAAAGGGGUGCAAUAUAAAACCAAGACUGGUCAAGAGUUGGCGGCUUCUGCUCCUCUUACAAUAGUCUGUGAUGGUUGUUUUUCAAAUUUGCGGCGCUUUCUCAGCAAUCCAAAGAUUGAAAUUCCCUCCUACUUCAUUGGUCUGGUCCUAGAGAACUGUCAUCUUCCUCAUGUAAAUCGUGGGUAUUUUAUCUUGAAGGACACGACCAUCGUAGCUUUUCCUAUUGGUACUGACGAGCUUCGCUGUUUAGUUGAUUUUCCUGGCCAAAAAGUACCUUCCAUCUCAAACGGUGAAAUGGCUGACUAUUUGAAAACAGUGGUGGCACCUCAGAUGCCAGCUGAGCUAUUCGAUGCAUUCAUCUGUGCAAUCGAUAAGGGCAACAUAAGAACAAUGGCAAACAGAAUCAUGGCUGUGUCUCACUAUCCAAUCCCUGGUGCAUUUCUGAUGGGGGAUGCAUUGAAUAUGCGACAUCCUUUAACAGGAGGAGGAAUGACGGUGGCGCUUUCUGAUGUUGUUCUACUGCGAGAUCUUCUUAGACCUCUGAAUCAUCUUAGUGAUGCAGCUGCACUUUGUAAAUAUCUCCAAUCUUUUUCCAUUCUGCGUAAGCCAAUGGCAACUACAAUAAACACGGUGGCAGGUGCUCUACACACAGUGUUCUCUGCAUCGGAGGAUCCAUUAAGGAAGGAAAUGAGACAAGCAUGUUUCAACUAUUUUUGCCUGGGAGGUGUAUUUUCAAAUGGAUUGAUGUCUCUUCUCUCUGGGAUGAACCCUGACCCAUUGAGCUUGGUUUUCCACUGCCUUGCCUUGGCUGUCUAUACUGUUGGUCGCUUACUGCUUCCAUUUCCUACACCAAAACGCAUUUGGAUUGGAACAAAACUAAUUUUGGUUGCAUUAGGGAUCUUCCUUCCUAUAAUCAAAGCAGAAGGAAUUAGAGCAACAUUCUUCCCAGUAACCAUGCUAGCUUACUACAGAACUCCUCCCGUCCCUUGA
Dovyalis caffra is the source of this 1437-nucleotide messenger RNA. NCBI's taxonomy places the organism in Eukaryota, Viridiplantae, Streptophyta, Magnoliopsida, Malpighiales, Salicaceae. The record is from the annotation of a GenBank genome assembly.